Molecule: messenger RNA, 774 nt
Organism: Lactuca virosa
Lineage: Eukaryota; Viridiplantae; Streptophyta; Magnoliopsida; Asterales; Asteraceae
Source: the annotation of a GenBank genome assembly
AUGUAUAAAAAUGACGAGAAAUCACCACUCAUCAACAUCUCACUCACUCUACUUCCUCUCUCCGAUUCAAAGCACAAAGAGGGUGAAUAUCGGUUUAAAAUGUCAAGAGGAAGCUAUUUGAGGCUAGGGAUCAAAUUACUUUCAAAACAUUCGAGUUUGGCAGCGAUCUGGGGUACAUUCUGUUUCUCAAAUCCAUUAGCAAUUCAACAUCCUCCAAUUGACAUGUCCUCCAAUCAAAAUGCUUCUGCAUCAAUCGGUUUAAUAGAACAAAAAUGCAAGAUCAGAAAGCUUGAGGAUACAAGGAACCGAACUCUUAAUGGCAUAUUGCAUGUUCAAAGCUGCUUUAGAGGUCACAAAGCUCGUCAAUAUUUGAAGGAACUUAAACGAGGAAUUUUCACUCUUCAGUCAUAUGUUCGUGGUGAAAAAACCAGAAAGGAGUUUGGGGUAUUGCUACAAAGACAUAGGGCGGCUGUUGUUAUACAGAAACAGAUUAAAUCAAAAGUAAGCAAGAAAAGAUUUGAAGACAUUCAUGGCGCUACUGUUGUGUUACAAGCUGUUAUACGAGGGUGGUUGGUUAGAAGAAGCUCAGGGGAUAUUGCACUACUUCAAUUUGGUUCUGGAAAGGGCAACGAAUCAGAUGAAGUGGUGGUGAAGUCAUCAUAUCUUGCUGAGUUACAAAGAAGAAUCCUCAAAGCAGAAGCCGGAUUAAGAGAAAAAGAAGAAGAAAACGAUAUUCUAUACCAACGUCUGCAACAAUACGAAAGCAGGUGGUAG